Plenodomus lingam JN3 is the source of this 639-nucleotide messenger RNA. The record is from RefSeq and is a predicted model, not a curated record. NCBI's taxonomy places the organism in Eukaryota, Fungi, Ascomycota, Dothideomycetes, Pleosporales, Leptosphaeriaceae.
AUGUGGACAUUGCAUCUGCGCAGCAUUGGAAGAAGACUCAGCUACUAUUGCUUCCUCCAACAGUCGUCCAAGUCAUCCAUUAUCACCAAAAUCUUCAUCAUCGAAAUCGAACGAGGUCUUUCCAAUGCCGUCGCAAUAUCCAACCAAGUCAAGUUAGAGCUCUGUGAACGUGGCAACACGGACUGGUACGAUGCCACCCCAGUAUGUCAAGGGUACCGCAAGUGUAGCUACACAAACGAUGCCACUCAUGCUCGCAUCCCAUCCAAUCAAGGCAAAAAUAUUAUACCCUCCGCCAUCUUGCCGCCCUUGUGCGAUUCACCCGGUGAGCCUUGUUCUCCCAUCUCCGAUCCUUUCAGCUCGCAUAUCCGGAACCUAGAAACCAUGCUCGACGAAAUCGAGAAUUUCCUUCUCCAUCUCAACUCAUCCCAGCAUCUCAACAAAGCCAGCAUUCCCAUCAAGCUGGGACAUUACGGAAUUAUAGCCAUGGACAUGCGUCAUCAGGCGCAGACUCUGAAUUUUAAUGAGAUGCGAGAAAGCUUCGAUGCUGAUGUGUCUGGAGAAGUGUUUGCAGAACAUUUCUUGACUGCAGGGUUUUGCUUCUUGUGUGCCCUGGUUUCGAUUUUUGGAAUCGUUCAGUAA